AUGCGCCGCAAGACGCGCUUCGUCUGCGUCUCCGAUACCCACGGCUACACACCAGCUGAGGCCGGGUUCAAACUUCCAGCUGGCGAUGUCCUCAUCCAUGCUGGCGACCUAACCAACCAAGGUCGAAUAGACGAGCUACGCAAAACCGUAGAUUGGAUUGCUGCGGCGGACUUUGAAGUAAAGAUAGUCAUUUGCGGAAACCACGAUAUCACGCUAGACCCCAACUUCUACACCGAACAUGGGUCGAAAUUCCACGGUAAUCGCCUAGAAGAUCACCAGAAAUGCAUCGAAGUGGUAACUGCAGCAGUAGCAUCAUCUUCGAUCGUGUUCCUCAGGCACGAGUCAGCACUAGUCCGCUUAACCCGGCCUAACGGCCCAAACACUAUCUUUAAAGUGUUUGGAUCACCCUACUCCCAAUCACCCGGGUCCUGGGCAUAUGGAUACGAAUCGACGGACGCCGCUGCGCUCUGGAGUCGGAUUCCAUUGGAUGCCGAUAUUGUCGUGACGCACACGCCGCCUCAUUCCCAUUGCGACAGCCGAGCGACUGGUGGUUCCGUUGGGUGCAAGGCCCUGCGUCAGGUAUUAAGUCGAGUCCGACCUUCUCUCGCAAUUUGCGGCCAUGUCCACGAGUCGCGAGGCUAUGAGCGAGUACGAUGGUCCUUCGGAGGUCUGUCGGAGCAGCACCAGGUUAUCCGCGGGGCUUUACCUCCGCCGGGAAGCAAGAAACAAAGUCUGAUCGACUUGACGGGGAAAAAGGCGCAGCAACGGCGACUAGGAAAUGAUGACUUCUUUUUCGACGGCGAUGCAGUCGUGCUUCCUCCGGAGGGUGGUGAUGUCGAAUCCAGAGAGCCUCGAACAACGUCAUUUUCUACUCGGUCAAGACCAAAACCAGAUGAAUGCCCAAAUGACUCACCAGACUCUCGUUCGCACCGAUGGGAAACCUGCAUCGUCAAUGCGGCUAUCCUGGCUACUAGCUGGCCUCAUCGAGGAGGGAAACGAUUCAAUACUCCCAUCGUUGUUGACUUAGAGCUUCCGACAUGGCGAGAGUGA
Messenger RNA from Aspergillus alliaceus, 1050 nucleotides. RefSeq names its product metallophosphatase domain-containing protein. The transcript is spliced from 2 exons. The record is from RefSeq and is a predicted model, not a curated record. NCBI's taxonomy places the organism in Eukaryota, Fungi, Ascomycota, Eurotiomycetes, Eurotiales, Aspergillaceae. The coding region runs from base 1 to 1050 and encodes 349 amino acids. Gene Ontology annotation, molecular function: hydrolase activity.